ACAUAAGUGGGCAAACAAUAUCACUUUGAAAUUGGGGUACUAUUAAUAUGACCGAUACUGUAUGCAUUUAUAAAACAGGAAGAAGUUAAAAGGGCACAAAUGCUGUCACACGUCACCCCGCAAUCAAAGACAAUCAAAAUAAAUACAUACAUACAUACGUAUGUAUGUACCUACAUACAUGCAUUACAGUACAACAAUAAAUUAAAUAUUUGCUCACGAGUGUACAAGUUGCAAAAAAAAAAACACGCAGAUAACACAAGAACACACCCACAACUAAGUGAACAUCUAACAUGUAUUUUGUGAUCAUUAAAGGCUUCAUUAUCGCAUUGAUAUGCAUAUUGCUUCAAUAGUUGAUUGGCCAAGCGCGCAACUUCAGCGGAUGAAUGUACAUAAAAGACUUGGCAUUGAAACGAGGAGUAAAACAGUUGGUGUGGGAAUACGAUCGCGUCAAGACGGUGUGGCCGGUGGUUCAAGGAAGUGUGGUUGAUUUUGUAAAAGAAUAAAACAAACAAAAAAAAAAACGACAAAUACGUUACAACUGUUGGUGCAGAUCGAAACGGAUCGAAUAUGUCACAAGAGUACAGUAUUUCUGAGAUUGCACAAAAUAAUGGACGCGACGGCAAACCAGUGUGGAUUAUUUUUAAAGAUGGCGUUUACGAUGUCACGAAAUUCCUGAAUGAUCAUCCUGGCGGUGAAGCUUCACUACUCGAAUAUGCUGGUAAGGAUGCUACAAAAGCCUUCAAUGAAGUGGGUCAUUCAACUGACGCCGUAAAGGAAAUGAAAUCAUAUAAGAUUGGUGUUCUUAGAACGGAGAACACACAAAUAAUUAACAGCCAGCCCGCGCCUGCAUCCAGUGAUUUGAGUGCGAAACAGCCGUCAGAAAAUUACUCUACACCAAAAAAGAAACCAGCUAAGUUUUGCUUUUGCUGUUAAGCAAAAAAAAAACGCAACAAUUUGCCUGUCUGUGAUGCCACUGAAAAUCGCUGAGGUUUAAAAAUAAUUUAUUUGUACGUUGGCAUAUGUAUGUAUGUACAUAUACAUAUGUAUAUGCAGCAAAAGUCAACAUAUUUAUGUACAUACAUAAAUAGCGCUUAAUCAUUUUCAUCUCCAUAAUUGUAAUUCUAUGUCCAUCUUCAUGUAGAU
Molecule: messenger RNA, 1143 nt
Organism: Rhagoletis pomonella (apple maggot)
Lineage: Eukaryota; Metazoa; Arthropoda; Insecta; Diptera; Tephritidae
Product: cytochrome b5
Exons: 3
Coding region: 568-933 (121 amino acids)
Cellular component (GO): membrane; intracellular membrane-bounded organelle
Molecular function (GO): heme binding
Source: RefSeq, a predicted model, not a curated record